AAGAGGUUAUGCGCAGUUUAAAAUUACAAACUUGUCAAAUGAAAAAAACUAAACAACAAAAACGAAUAUUUCCCAAAUUUUCUUCUAAUUUCUCCUCUUUUUUAUUAAUUCUGUGCAAAAAGUGCGUUAAGAACCAGCAUAAUGCCAUGCGAAAUGAUAACUUUGCAACUGGGCCAGUGCGGCAACCAGAUUGGUUUUGAGUUCUGGAAGCGUCUUUGUACAGAACAUGGCAUAAAUCCUGAAGGUAUACUCGAAGAUUUUGCAACUGAAGGCAUAGACAGAAAGGAUGUCUUCUUCUAUCAGGCAGAUGAUGAGCACUACAUUCCAAGAGCAGUGCUUCUUGACUUGGAACCAAGGGUUAUAAAUACAAUCUUAAACUCGCCAUAUUCUAAACUUUAUAAUCAGGAGAAUGUAUUUUUGUCUAAGAAUGGAGGUGGAGCUGGAAAUAACUGGGCUUCUGGCUAUUCGCAAGGUGAAAAGCUAAAUGAAGAAAUUUUUGAUAUUAUUGAUAGAGAAGCAGAUGGCAGUGACAGCCUGGAGGGUUUUGUCCUGUGCCACUCUAUAGCAGGCGGUACUGGCUCUGGCAUGGGCUCAAAUAUUCUGGAAAAACUCUCAGACAGAUUUCCAAAAAAGCUAGUGCAAACAUAUAGUGUUUUUCCAAAUUUAGAUGAAAUAAGUGAUGUAGUAGUUCAGCCAUAUAACUCCCUACUCACCUUAAAAAGACUUACAGAAUCAGCAGAUUCAGUGGUAGUUCUUGAUAAUACUGCCCUUAACAGAAUCGCAGCUGACAGACUUAAAAUUCAAAACCCCACGUUCACACAAAUCAACAGUUUGGUCAGCACAAUCAUGUCUGUAUCUACCACCACUUUAAGGUACCCUUCCUAUAUGAACAAUGACCUCAUGGGUCUUUUAGCCCCCUUGAUCCCAACCCCUCGUCUUCAUUUCUUAAUGACCGGCUACACCCCCUUAUCUACAGACACAGACGAAGCUAGUGUCCGAAAAACUACAGUUUUGGACGUUAUGAGGCGUUUGCUGCAGCCCAAGAAUAUGAUGGUUUCCACCGCUCAGGACAGGAGUUCCCAGCACUGUUUCAUCUCUAUUUUAAAUAUUAUUCAGGGUGAGGUUGAUCCCACUCAGGUGCAUAAAUCUCUGCAGAGAAUUAGGGAAAGGAAACUGGCUCAGUUUAUUCCUUGGGGACCUGCCAGUAUACAGGUGGCACUGUCUAGGAAGAGUCCAUACGUGUCUACUGCGCAUAGGGUGUCUGGGCUUAUGUUAGCGAAUCACACAAAUAUUAGUUCGCUUUUUGACCGAGCCCUGAUCCAAUACGACAAACUGCGUAAACGCGAGGCCUUUUUAGAUCAAUUCAAAAAAGAAGAAAUGUUCAAAGAAAACCUUGACGAGUUAGAUUCGAGCAGGGAGGUCGUGCAAGAUCUCGUAGACGAAUAUAUCGCUGCUACUAGAGAAGAUUAUUGUAACUAAAAUUUAGUUAAUAAGAGCACCGAUCAUGACAUUUUAAAUAAAAACAAUAGAACUUUUAAAAGACAUAUUUUGCAAGUAUUGUAACCUCACUACAUACUGUUUUAUAUUUAGUCAUAUACUGCUCAAGUAUUUUGCUAAAAUUAUUAAUUUGUUCCAUCCAAUAAUAGUUAUAGUUGCACAAAUCCAUUAUGUAUUAGUUUCAUAUUUUUGAUAUCCUUAAAGACUAUAUAAUAUUUUGGCCUUGUCAUCUGUAUCAGUUGUGCCAUAUGUUUUGGAAUCUGAAAUAGUUUUUGUACUAAUAUAUGUUAGGUGAUAUUUAUUGAUAGUUGUUGCCAUUUGAUUAUUAGUAUAUUUUUGAGUUAAUAAAAGUUGGCCUUUA
Molecule: messenger RNA, 1858 nt
Organism: Anthonomus grandis grandis
Lineage: Eukaryota; Metazoa; Arthropoda; Insecta; Coleoptera; Curculionidae
Product: tubulin gamma-1 chain
Exons: 7
Coding region: 142-1479 (445 amino acids)
Biological process (GO): cytoplasmic microtubule organization; microtubule nucleation; meiotic spindle organization
Cellular component (GO): nucleus; gamma-tubulin complex; cytoplasm
Molecular function (GO): structural constituent of cytoskeleton; GTP binding
Source: RefSeq, a predicted model, not a curated record